AUGAAGGAUUGCCCAGUAUUAUCAAUUGUUUUACAAAUUCUUUUUGAAGGUAUUGACGAUGAAUGUUUAAAGGAAACGAAUGUUUUCGAUGAUCUAUGGUUCACAAUAACCAAUGAUGGUUUAAAAUCAAUUACUAAAUAUUCUGAAUAUAUCAGUAAAAAUUGCAUGAGUCAACAAUUGAAAAGUCAAUCAAUAUUAUUUCGAGCAUUAUCGGAACAUUACCGCGAAAAUGUAUUUUUAUCAUUAAAAGAAAACAAGAUUGUAGACGAUGGAAAUUUAUAUAAAUUAACAUUAGAUGAUGUUACUGAACAUGGCUGGUUGACGAAUGUACGAACUAUCAAAGAUGAUGUUGCACCACGAUCAUACAAUAUGCUAUUGGAAAAACUUCGUUCUUUCCAUAAGAAGGCAGAAUUGCCACAACCUGAAGAGUCAAAGACAAAACAAGGUGCUCAGAGAAUCGAAUUAGUACGACCAGAGCUGGCAUCUCCUGAGAACAACAACACAAAUGAAAGAAAACAAGUACCAAUUUUAAAUAAUUGUCAAAUAAAGGUUCAAAUGGGAAGAGCAAGAAUUCGUAAAACAAAACAAGCAAUGAAAGGGCCACAAUCUUUAGCAACAUCAAAACAAAUUCCACGAGAAGAAAAAAUUUUAGUUCCGCAACCGGCAGCAUCCCAGGAAAAUUCAAUAUUUAUAACUGGUUUACCAACGACAAUUUCCGAAGAACUUCUGUUCCGUACUCUUCAGGAUGAAUUUUCUAAUGUUGGUAAAAUUGAAGUAAUUGAAAUAAUAAAUUUAGAAAAUGAAUUUUUUAACUCCGUGAUUACCAUUUUAGAUAGAUGA
Rotaria sordida is the source of this 840-nucleotide messenger RNA. The record is from the annotation of a GenBank genome assembly. Lineage: Eukaryota; Metazoa; Rotifera; Eurotatoria; Philodinida; Philodinidae.